GUUUUUUGAGGCAAAUGGCUGCCGAUGUGUUUGUUAACUUUUGAUUUUGUUUUGUAUAAAAUAUAAUAAUGGAUGACGAAGAACGUAAAAAGAAACUUGAAGCAGGAAAAGAAAGAUUAGCAGCUUUCAGAAAAAGAAAAGCGAAGAAGAAAAAGCGAUCUGUAGGUGAUGUUGCAAGUGGUGGAGACUUGACAGUGAAUGCUGGGGUUGAUGGUAACUCGGCUGACAUUUCUUCAUCAAGCGAUGUUCAAUCACUAACUGAAGACAGUGACCAACUGUCCUUUGAUGAUACUAGUGGAGAUGAGUGGUCUGGCAAGGAGUCUGAGUUACAUUCAGCAGUAUACUACCAGUCCAAGCUGAGCAAUGUGAUUCAACGUGUGGCUGAGUUGGAGGAAAUGGUGGAAGGGAAACAACUAGCACUGGACAAGCUUGUCAGUGAAAACGAAGCACUUAGAUCUCAACAAGCAAGUGCUGAAAAUCAGUUAGAAUCAAAGGAUCAGAUGAUCAACCAGCAUGGUGAUGGCUUGAAAAGUAACCAUGAUUUCCCUGAAAAGGUUCGACUCCGUGAUGUGCAGAUGGCUCUUGGUCAGCGAGAUGCCAUAAUUCAGCAACUCACAGUGCGACUGCGAGCAACGCUGGAGAACUCUGUUCCAGACUGCUAUGCAGAGACACAGAAUUUAGCCAAGCAGGUGGCUGUGCUACAGCAGCAACUCAUGGAGGCUGGAGAGGUUUUGCAGGCUCAGAUGAACCAUCAUAGCCUAUCAUCAAAAGCACUGCAGGAAGCCAAGGCAGAAAUCCUUUCACUGCAGGUAAAGCUACAGAAGAAGGAUGACCUUCUGGCACAUCUCAAACAGAACCUGACCUGGAAGUCUGAGGAAGUCAUCAAUCUUGGUAAUACAUGCAACGAGCUUCAAGCACGGCAAGAAGAUCUCCAAAAAGAACUAUUAACGACAACAGACGACAAAAAUGUAUUGUGCAUGAAAUUACAUGAUCAAGCUGAUGUGGAUAGUUUGAGGACAGAGUUGGAAAAACUAGAGGCUGACUAUGCUAAUGUGGUAACUGAGAUGACAGUGGUUAAAGCAUGUAAUGCAGAAUUGGAAGCGGUCAGUGUUCAGAAGGUUGGUAUGCAUGAACAUUUUGAAGACCUAGAGUCCCAGGUGCUAAAGCUCACUAAUGAAAAUAUGAGACUGUUAUCUGAAGUAACAUCACUGAAGUCUGAUAUUGUUGAUCUGAAAGUGUCAAGUGCAGAAUUUCAAGAGGAAGCUCGACAAAAACAAUCUGAAAAUGACAGAAUGAAAAACAAAAUUAAUGAUCAGCAAGGAGAGAUUGUUGACUUGAGAGCCCAGCUAGAAAUGCUGGAAGAUGAAAAUUUCUUGAUGUCUUCUGAGGUAGUUAAGCAAAUGGUUGAGAGCAAAGAGGCAGCAUUUGCAAGUGAAUUAAAGGCAAAAGUUGAUGAUAUUCUAGCUUUGAAGGAAGAGCACCAAAGAUACAAAGAUACCAUUGCGAAAUUGAAUGCUGAAAUCCAAAUGUUCAAGAAUAUGCACUUGAAAGAGACUGUAGAAGCUGCUGUGUAUACUGAAGAUGUUAGUGUAAUAAAAACUGACUUUUCCACUAUAAUUCAGUUGGACACUAAUGACGGUGCUGAAACUAUAUCGGGUCAAAACUUGUCAGAAGCUAACAGAGUGAUGCGCCAUCUUGAUCCAGAACAAGAUGUCUUGCAGCAUUACAAUCUAAAUACUGACCAAGCAUCUGUUGAUGGUGGUGCUGUUCUAGUAAUGCAAUCCCAGCAUGAUAAAAAUUCCAUUGUUGUGGAAGUAAAUACAAAUGGUGCGCAUGAUAAGCCUACAAAAGGUGCAACACAAGAUGAUCCAAAUGAUGAGAAAACGCUUUCUGAAAAAGUUAAGAUUCUUAUAUCUAAACUUAAGAAGACCAAAGCUGAGCUUAAUGCAAAACAAGAAGCUUUAAAAGAACUUGCUUCUGAGAAUGAUAAUUUGAAGUUACAGCUUGAAAACAUGAGCAGAGUACAAGAAGAGUUGAAUCAGUUACAGUCAAACCAGGAGGAACAGAAUUCACAAUAUAAUGAAGAUAAGAAAAGUCUUCAGAACAUGGUAGACAUUUUAACAGCAAAAAUUGAAGAAUUGCAGUCACAUAAUUCUGAACUGUCUGUGGAACAGACAGACCAAGAAAGUGUUGUACAAACACUGUUGACUGAAAAACAUUCUUUGGAAGAGAGCAUAGCAGCAUUGAAGACAGAUGUUGAAAGAAUGAAUUCAGAAUCACAGUGUUUGACAUUAAAGUUGGAAUCAGACCAUGAUCACCAUGAGAAAGAAUUUAACCAACUGGAAGAAGAAUGUAAAACAUUGAGACAGCAAAAUGAAAACAUCAUGUUAAGUCAAGAAGAAAUGCUAAAACACCACAAAGAACAGCUUAACUCUUCAGCUACAGACAUUGAUACACUGAGACAAGAACUGGCAGAUGCUAAGGCUGGUGUGGAGAUCGUCAUUUCAGAGAAACAUAGAUUGGCUGAAGAAAUCCAGAUUCAGAAAGAGGCCUCUCAGCGUGAGAUUCAGUGUCUUAGAGCAGAGUUGGAGCAAGCUAGACAAGAAAUACAAAGAACAGUGAUGGAGGAACAGCAACAGAAGUCUAGUACAGAAAUAGAAGUAGAAAAUCUGUCUGAGGAACUAACCAAGCUUCAAACCAAAGUGGGCAGUUUAGAAGCUCAGAUUCUGAAUGAACAGAACCUUAAAAACCAGUAUGAAACUGAAAAUUCUAAUUUGUCAAAUGAAGUUGGUAGACUUAAAAUAGAAUUGGAAGAAUCCAGAACAGCCAUUCAAAAUUUAGAAUUAGAUAAAACCAAGUUGGAAGAUGACGUCUCCAAAGCUAAUGCAGAUGUACAAAAGAUUACCUCAGAUUGUGAAAGUAUGAAAAGUAACUUUGAGAGUCAAAAUCUUCAUGUAAUGGAAGAGAUUCAACAGUAUGAAGCAUCUAUAGAACAGAUGAAAACCGAUAUCGAGAACACAAAAAUAACAGAACAAGAACUAAGACAGUCCCUUCAAAUGCAGUAUGAAAAUUCCCAAGAAGAGGUUUCACGACUUCAAAUGGAGGUUAAUCAGGCGAGAGUAAACUUGGAACAACUAGAAGGGAAGAAAAGACAGGAGGCUGAAGCUUCUGAAGCUCGACUAUGUGAGUCUGCUGCAGAAAUAGAGCAACUGAAGAGAGACCUUUCACAGAGUAGAGUUGAACUGGAUAAUUUGCAGGCGAGUUAUACAACAACACAAGAAGAAUAUCAAGAAUUCCAGUCUCGAACACAACAACAAAUAGAUACACUUGAAAAGAGUCUUGAACAUGCUAAUGAAGAAACUGAACAAAUAAUAGGUCUCAAUGAUCAAAAACAAGCUUGUCAUGAAGCCAGUCUUGCUGCAGCACAUGAAGAACUCGAACAACUAAAGACGGAAGCAACUAAAGCAAAGUCUGCAUUUGAAUCACAGCUCUUGUCCAGUACUGAAGAGCUUACAGAAACUCAAAUAAAGCUGGAAAAUUUGGAAAAACGUCUUAAAGACGUGAUGGAUCGAUUAAAGGUAGAAUGCACCACUAGAGUUGAAGUUGAAUUUCAAAGUGAAAACGUUUCUGGUGAGUUACGUAAUCUUCAGAAUAUGCUGGAUGUUAGCAAAGCAGAAGUAAACAGCUUGCAAGGUCGACUUGAUAUGAUGACUGAAAAAGUUCAGAACGAACAGACUGCAAAAGAAGAAAUACAGAAUCAUUGUGAUUCAUUGACUGAAGAACUUGAUCGGACUAUUCAAGACAGAGAUGACUUGCAGCUUUCAGUAGAUAAUCACAUAGAGGUACUUCAGGCAUUAAAGAGAAGACUAUGUGAUGAAUUGGAUGAUAUAAAUAUUAACACACUUGAGGAUGGUUCAAGAGUGGUGGAAGGUAACAUGACCAGGAUGAAGUUAGAGAUGGAGAGGCUUUUGAUCUUGGUGGAUGAUAGAAAUUCAAAUAUUACUGAACUGGAAUUGGCUGCUGCUAAGAAAAAUGAAGAUAUGGAGAUUAUGACGGAAUAUACAAAUACCUUGAAAACAGAACUCACCGAAGUUAAAAUUUGUUUAGAGGAAAAAUUGGAAGAUGUAUCCAGCAAGGAAAUGGAUAUUACUUGUCUUCAAAGUACCAUAGACAUUUUGAAAAAGGAAAAAGAAGUUCUCAAAAACAAUUUUGAUUCAUGCUUGGAGGAAAUGCAAUCAAAAAUAGCUGAACAGGAAGGUGAAAUAAGAAACCUUAUGAGCCAGCUGGUUGAAAAUAUGAAGAACAAUGAUAAUGAUGAGGAUAUCAAGAUGACAUAUGAAACACAUAUAUCAACUUUAGAAGAUAAGCUUGAGAAGGCUGAGGUAGAACUGGAAGAAGUGAGACAGGGGUUCACUUCUGCUCUUGAUGACAAACGUAACUUGCUGACUGCUGCAGAAAAUCAGCUUGCUGAAUUGGAAGAUACUUGUAAUGGUUUGGUGAAUGAAAAUGCUCGUUUGAAAGAACAGAUGGAAAAAAAAUCUGAAAUCUUCCAAAGGGAGAAAUGUGAUUUACAGAAAAUGCAUGAGGCACAAAUUGCUGAAAUGGAUGAUAAUUGUAGGACUUUGGAAGAAAAUAUUAGUAGACUACAAAGUCAGAUGUCUGAGCAGGCAAAGACUUUUGAACAGCAGCAGAAUGAACUAGAGAUGAACUAUGAAAAUCAAUUGGCUGAUAUUGAAGACAGAUGCCGUAUAUUAGACAUGGAAAAUGGAAAAUUGAAACACCACCUGGAGGAAAUGGCAAAAGAUCACAAGCAGGAGAAGGAACAUCUUCACAGUAUGUUUGAGAAUCAGAUAAUUGAACUGGAAGACAGAUGCAGGGAAAAUGAAAAUAAAUCUGGCUUCUGCCAACAGAAAUUAGAAGAGCAGCUCUUUGAUUCUGAGCAGCAGAGGCAGAGACUGGAGCAGCAGGUGCAAGAGUUGAAUGACAGAUGCAGGGAACUAGAGCAGAGCAGGACAUUAGUGCAUGACAGGCUGGCAGAGGCCAUUGAGAGUUCCAAGCAAGAAAAAAGUUUCAUGGAAAGAGAAAUUGCCCAAGAAAAGCAAACAAAUCAAGAAUUGGAGCACCAGCUGUGUCUUAGGCAGAAACAGGAACCAGACCACAUAACUGAAACUCCAUUAGUGGGAAGUGAAGCUGAACUAAGAGACGACCUUACUCCAAAUGGUGCUGAAUGUAAAGUUAUGCAGGAAGAGAUGGAAGAGAGUCAUGAUGCAGCAAUACAGGUGUCACAGAAUAAUUUAAAUAUACCUGAAAAUCAAACACUUUCUGAAGCCAUGUCUGAUGCAGAACAAAUACAUGACUUGGAAGAGAAAAUAAAGUUAUUAAGUAUACAAAAUGGAAGACUCAAAGAAGCCAUUAUGGAAAGUAAGAAGAUUACCCAGUCACAGACUUGUUCACGGCGUUUCAGUUUUCCAACAAAUGACGAUAUAUUUGUUCUUAGAAGUACUGUUUCAAAUCUACAGAUGCAAACUAACCAUUUAUCAGAAGAAAAUGAUGCCAUCCUAACAGAUCUUCAGAAUGAAAGGGAAAGGUUAAAUGCAGCUAUGCGGACAGUUGAAGAAUUAAAAGAAGGCCUAAGAAGUGCUAGAACAGUUUUUGAUGAAAUAAAAGCUGAUCACCAGAAUGAAAUGGAUCAGCAGAAAGCUGAGUCAGAUCGUGAAAUAGAGGAACUUCGCGAGAAGCUUGUUGCAUGGGAAAUGGAAUUAAUUCAAAGAAGACAACUAGUGGAUAGUUCGCCAAGUGAGCAGAUGAUUGGUGGAAUCACUGCCCAGGCAUGUCAGUCUGUUACUGUCCAACUUGCAAGUUCUGAACCAUCAGAAUUGGAACGUGACGGUACAAAUUCAGAGUCAGAGUAUGGGAGUGGCAGUAAAAAAGCAGCAGAAUUGGUCAGAUUGGUUGCCGAUUACGAACAAAAGGUGGGACAUUUGUCUUUGGAGCUAACCCGUUUGCAGUCAGAGUAUCAGACUUCAAAGAAUGUACAUGAAGCUGAAGUGCUUGAUCUAAGAAAGAGACUUGAUGAUCAAGAUGAAGUAGACUUGAUAGGAGUUUCUGCUAGUGCCUUCAAGCGAGAAUGUGAUGCAGUUAGUUUGUCAAAGAUUCAACUUCCAUCUUUGCAAUCACAGACUAAACCACCAAGUAAUCUGUUAGAAAUGUCUGGUGAAUUUCAGCCAGAAUCGGUGGGCUCUUUUGAACCAGAAAUUCUUACUCCUGAAAUUGAUCCUACACAGAAUAGGUUCCAUCUUGAGUCUGAGCUUCAUCAAAUACUUCCUUCCUCUGGAGAUCACAUAUCUUUUAAUAACGAUUUUGAAAUGGACAUGGAGCUGUUAGCGAGUCCUAAACAAUCUGCCACACAGUUUCUCAUAAAUAACCAACCUGUUUAUCAUACUGAUGUGGGUACCCAAGCAAACUUCAGUGUUAAAGAGAAAAUUGAAAGCAAUUCUUUGUCCAUAGGUGUUAGUGAAAGAUUUGAUCCUGAAGGAAACUCGCACCUUUCAACAGAAACAUCAUUAAAGUCAUCAUUGUCACUGACUGUAAAACCAAUUCACUUGCAUGAAAAUGUUAUUCACCCAGAUACCAGUACCCAGACUGAAUCAGCAGAAAUUGGUGCUAAUGAAUGCACACAGCAAGACAUUAAUAAUGCAACCGAGCUUCUACGAAGGCAGUUGACACACGAGAAAGACAUGCUAGAAGAAGACUACAUCAAAAGGUUGAGAAUGCAGGAAGUUGAAAUCACGCAUGCAUGUGAUGCUGAGAAAGAGAAGCUGAAGAAAGAACUGGAGCAACGUCUUCAUAAGAAAAUGUCGGCCAUUACCAUUGAGAAGGAGCAGCAGUUUAUUAAAGCCUUGAGGAAAGUUAGAAAGCAGUUGGAAGCAAGGCAUGAAAAAGAACUUGAACGAAUUCGACGUCAAGCUUCGAAGCAGUCUGCAAACAACUCUCCUGUAGAUGAACAAGAUGAGAUAGUUCUUCAGCUGAAACAGGAAAAUCAGGAACUGGCAGAAGCCCGAGAUGCCUUAUUGAAACAAGUGAACAUGACACAGACACAACAGACUUGGCUGCAAGAUGAACUGGAUACAGUACUCUCUGAACAAGGCUCACAACCUUCUCUUGUUCUGCCAGAUAUGUCGAGAGCAGAUGAUGAUCUACCACCAGGUUCACCCUCAUUUCCUUCAAACAGUGCAGAGUUUCUGGAAGAACUAGAAAAACUUUCCAAAUUAUCUUCAUGUGAUGUGCCUUUGGAAUGGGAACUAUCCAUGUUUUCUGAAGAUGGCGUGUUUGACAAGGAACUUGAUUCCAGUGGACCAUGCACCAAGUAUGAAUGUACUGAGUUGAAACGAAGGUAUGAUCAUCUUGUAGAGUUGUUUAACAAGGUCCAAGGAACUGAAGACGGUGCCUUUGUAGAAGAACCACAAGUGAAUUUGUGUCAAGUAACAGAUGUUGUUAAAAAGUCAUGUAGUAGUAGAAUUUGUAAUGAAGAGAAUGACAGUCUUAAAAGCAGUCCAAGAAGUGGAGAUGAGAUUUCCAAUAUAAAUGUUGCCUCAAUGCAAGACCCGCUAGGAACAACUGACAAUGACUUUAUGGACGGUGAUUUUAGGCAGCGGAUUAUUCAGCUCGAAACUGACAAUCUUUCUCUUGAACAGAAACUGUCUGAUCAGCUGGAUGUGUUCAGCUCUGAGAAGCAACACCUGCAACGCAAAUGUGAAAAAUUACAGAUAAGUUUGGAUCAGGCCUCAUUGUCUGGUCGUGAAUUGGAGCAAGAGCUGAUGAAGCAGAAUGAUGUCCUUCAACAAACAGUUUCCCAACUAAGACAAGAGAUAGACCAGAGAACACUGGGACCCUCAGUGCAGGCUGCAUCAGUAACAGUGAAUUUAGAUGAUGACCAGAAGAUGCAGAUACAGUAUUUAACCACUGUUCUUGAGACAAAAGAAGUCCAAAUUGAACAGCUUCAGAACAGGCUGCAACUAAUGACGUCAAAUCAAGAAUCAACGGCAUUAGGUAAAGAAAAUGAUGUGGCUUCAGAUUUGGGAAAUUCUGAAUUUCCUUUUGAAGGAAAAGAACUAGACAGAGUUGAACAUGUCAUUCCCGGCACUGUACCAAAAACAAUUUACAAACCUCGACCUUCAGAGAAAGCCUCUAGUGAUGAGUUAAGACAUAAUGGCUCACCACAGCAUGCAGAUGAUUCAUGUCUAACAGAUAACAUAUGGAUUGAUCAGUCUUUCAGUACUAUUGACGACAAUUUGAACAUCGAGCAUUCAGAGCUUAUAGAAGAACUACAUAAAAUACAGCAGAAAAACCAUGAACUCAAAAUGAUACAUGCGGAGGAAAAAGCUCUCCUUCAGGAAGAAUUGGAAAGGGAAAAACUCACAGUUCAGUUACUCCAAACAAAGACUGAGUAUGAAGCACAAAACCUGUUUUCCUCAGAAAUGGUUGAAUUACGAAAAGAGCUUGCAGUUCUAAGAGAGUUUAAUAAAGUAUUGUCUUUUGAGAACAAGUGUUUCUAUGAGAGAAUGAGAGAUCAAGAGCAUUUAGUUCUCUGUUUGAAAGAAGAACUUCACAGAGAGGAUGCUAGUUUUAAUGAUUGGCAGAACACAUUUGGUAGGCAGCUUCUGUUGUUGCAGAAGCAAAGGGAGCAGUUACUGCAACAGAUUGAAAACGGUCAUUCCAAACAAAAUCAGUUAUCAUCUCUUCUAGGAGAGAAAACUGUUCUGGAGGAAACUCUUAGAAGAGAAAAAGAAAUUCUGCUUGAAAAACUUGUUCAGUUUGAAGACUUGCAACAACAGCUGACUCAAAGAGGAAUUCACUUUGAGCAUUUCUUCGGGGAACAAAGACGCCUGGAGCAGCUGCUGCUGUUAAAGGAUGAGAACGAGAAACAGCUCAUGCGACAGAAACGUCUGCUGCAGGAAGAGCUGUUUGAAAUUGAAGCAAAGCUGAGAGAAAGGGAAGCACUUCUUCAAGAAGAAAAGAUGAGGCUUCUCAGAGAAGUCAAGGAAAAAAAUGUGACUAUAAAGAAACUGGAAUCGUUAAAUAUUGGAGAGUCUUCAGAGGACGGUAUGGAUUUGAGAGUCACCCAUGCCAGAUGCAGGCGAGCUUCAAUGGGAAGGUUGGAGAAGCACAGUCAGCUUCAGCUUGGCGGAUCAUGGCGUGCCGGUGAACAGUCUUACGAUGAGGCCAUUGAGACUUUGAGAAACAAGUUGAAGAUGGAGUACGAGGCCAAACAGGCGGGACUGGAGGAAUCACAUGCAAGCCAGAUGGCAUCGUUUUGGAAUGAGCAGAUGCAAAAGCUGGAGAGUCUGAAGAACCAGUAUGAAGGCCAAAUGGAUGCACUGCGACAGGAACUGGCAGCUCAGAAAGAGCAGAAGCAUCAGGACUAUCUACUCCUCCAGGACCACCACAAAGAGGCUGUUGAGAAGCUCCGAGAAGGUGUCGAUGAAGAGAUCAGAAACCAGCUGGAUGCCAUUCUCGAUCAGUUACAGAAAAUAUAUGCUGCCAAAAUUGAUAAGAUUGAGAAUGAACACAAGGAGGACAUCUAUCUUCAAGUGCAGGCAAUGAGAUUGUCUGCUGAGCAGGUUUACAAUGGACAACUCGAGCUGAUUCGUUCCGACAUUGACGAGAGACAUGCUGCCGACAUUGACAACCUCAAGAAACAACACAAGGACGAGAUCAACAGAAUUAAGGCAGAGCUCUCAACAAAAGAUUCAAAAGCAUUGUCAGAAUUUGAAAAGUUGGAUGUGAAAUUGUAUGAACGAUAUCAAGAAAUUAUCCAGAAAAUCAGUGCUGAAUUGGAAACAAAAGUUUUGAAAGGUCUCCAGGAAGAUAACUCUGAACCAAAUGAUGUGUGUGCCCUGCUGGAGAGACAGAAGGAAGACUUGGCCGAGUUGCGGAGUCGGUUCCUGUCUGAGCAUGUGGAGCACAUGAAACAGGUUGAGCAGUUACAGGAGGAAAUUGAGAGUCUACAGCAAAAAUACGAGGAGGAGGUCUCCACCUUUAACACUCGGCUUCAGCAGUAUACAGACCAAGAUGGUGAAAGAGAAAAAAUACAGGAGAACCAGCAGAAAGAACUAGAUGAUCUUCGUGCUUAUUACGAAAAGCAUGUCAGAGAAAUGGAAAAAUCCUUCGAGGAAGAGAUAUCUUCUUUACAAGCUAAAUAUGAGGAAAACAUGAGUACAAUGCACAUUCAGAUACCUGAAUCUAAAGACUCCAGUGAGAAUCUGGAUCUGUCAGACUCUUUAGAACUGUCCAAGGUUCGUGAGUAUGUUCAUAGGACUACCAAUCUGACUGUGAUAUCUGACAGUGACGAAUCCAUGUCAGAGGCAUCAAAACAACAUAACAUUGAUGCUUUGGAGACAAAGGUUUCUGGACUGGAAGACAUAAUUCGUGAGCGUGAAAAACAAAUCGGUGAUCUGGAAGUGUUGUUAGAACAGGAGCGAGACAGGACCUCCCAGCUGGUAGAGGAGGUGAAGUCCCUGAAGGACCAGCAGAACGAAUCUCAGCAGUUGGUGGACAGCCUGAGGCGAGAUCUCUCCGACAAGGAGAUGCUGAUUGCCCAGAUGCAGGAAGAAAAGUCUGACGGAGAGAAAGGUGCUGAGAAAGUGGUUCAGCUGGAACAGGACCUGUGUGAUUCCAUCCAGCGUGAGAAGGACCUACAGGUUCAGAUGGAGGAUCUUGUUCACAGUCACAAGGAAGCUCUGGACGAUCUGAGGCAGGAGCUCGAACACGAAGCCAAAAUAGAAACCGAAACUAUGCAAUCUGAAUUCAGAGUCCAGAUGGAAAUCGAACUCAAGAGACAAGCAGCUGAAUUAGGAAGAGACAUAUCGACCAGAGAAGCAAUUGCCGCGUCUGGACUCCAUGCUGUUGAUUCUGUUGAAGGGGAGGUAACUGAGAGUGUAUUGUUGAGAAAAAGUUCUGAUUCUACUGAUGGUACUGUAAGUAAUGAAUCGACUCAAACCAAUGGUGCUAAAGUAUGUAAGACGGAUGAUUCUGUUGUGUCGGAUAAGGAUCUAAACUUGCUGAAGCAGGAGUACACGGACAGAAUUGAUAAACUGACUCAAGAACUUGCAGCUCUGACUGCAGAAAAAGACGGAUUGUCGAAAAAACACCAAAGUGAUAUUGAAAAUAUGCAAUUGAAAUUAACACAAGCUCAGGAGAAAUACGACAAGCUUAUAGAAGACAUUGAGAAUGGAGAAUGUCCCGAAGUUGAAGACAUAAUACGAGACAAAAUAGACAUGGAACUGGAACUUGCCAAAAAUCUCAUGCAACAAGAGUUUGAUGAAACACUGGAGUCAGAGAGGAAGCGUUUCAUGGAGUGUCAUCGUAAAAUGAUGGACGACUUCAUGGCCGACCGAGCUAAAGAAGGUGAGGAACUGCAAGAGAAGCAUGACGCGGAGGUGAGACGCCAGCGUGAAGCCAUUCAGCAGUAUGAGGAACAAAUUAGACGGCUGGAGACAGAUCACAAUGAACAGAUUCAGAAGCUACAAGAAGCCACUGCGUCGACUCUUGGCGACCAGCAGAGCGUCUACAUCCAGACAGACAAUGGUGAUGCUGAUGAUGAAAGGCUAGAGAAAACUCAGGAACUACAAGAACGGCAUGAGAAAAUACUGCAGACUAUGAAAGAAGAAUUUGAGGAGAAAAUGCAAACUAUACAGAGAUCUCAUGAUGAUGCCCUGUUGGCAGCUGCCAUGGAUACGGAAAAGGUCAAGUCGGAACUGGAGGCUGCACACCAGCAAGAGUUACAGGACCUGGAACAACAGCUGCAGGAGAAGCAUGAGAAAGAAAUGAGGAACCUUGAACAUCGGCAUCAGCAAGUGUCCGAGGAGGUCAGGGAACAACAUCAGAUGGAACUAACACAAAUGCAGUCACUAAUGUCUACACAGCCUGAGCACAUGGAAGAGAUGAGAGAGUUAUCUGAAGUUGUGCUUCCAGUUCACACCACGUCACUGUUGCAGAAAGUGGAACUGAACUCGACUCUGGACAGUGAUGUGUCUGGGAGCGAGGCCCAGCUGAAGAGUACUCCUAGAGAGGGCGCCGAUGACGAGGAGGGUCGCCGGACUCCGUGUAGCUCACCCGACGACGACCUGAUGGUCACCCGGUCGUUCGCCGAUGUAGUCCGAGGUAGUCCGCAGCAGUCAUCCGUGGACGAGUCUGAUCAGAAAGACGAGAAAAUUAAACAGCUGGAGGCCACUGUGAAGGAUCUCACUGAGAGACUUGAGCAAUACGACCAGGAGGAGGAGGUUCUGAGUGGCCGGCGCCAGAGGGAGGCUGCGGAAGACUCUAACUUGGUUAACAUGCUCAAGUCGGAUUUCGAGAGAAUCAGUGCUGAGAGAAAUACCGUUCAGAAGGCCAACGACCAUCUCCUUCAAACCCUGUCGGACUCUGUAAAAGCGUGCGUGUCCGUGGAGGACAGGAUUAACAGGAAUCUCACCAAGAUCCUGACGCAGUCUGCAUCGCACGACUCAUCUGAUGAGCGACCUAGAGCAAGCUGGAGGACAAACUACGAGGCUGAGCAUGAGUUGAGUCGUGACAGGAGAAAUCUCGACGUGGCAGGCAGGGCGUCAUCGCCCAAUGAACAAGGUAAUUUGAGCCAGGAUAGUAGUAACCUGGCAGAGACCAGCAUUCUGUCUUUAGCAACCGAUGAAGGACUUGAUGUAUCACAGAGAUUUACAGAUUCCAUAUUCACUGGACCAGAUCUAGAACAAGAGGAAGAAGAGAUUGUCACAGAUUCUCGGCUGCGUUUGCAAGAGUCGGUGAACAAGCUUCUCGACAUGAUAGAGCAGUCGACCCAGCAGCUGCACGAGACGAAGCGGACUCAGCAGGAGCUUGUGGAGGCGCUGGCGGCCCGCAGUGAUGAGCUCGAGGCUCAGCAGCAGAGGAACGAGGAACUUGAGGACCGGCUCGGGUCGGAGGUCAACGCCAAAGAGUAUCUAGCUCUGGAGCUCAGUAAGGCUGAAGGUCUGUUAUCCGGCUUCUCGUCGGAACAAGAGAUGCUGCAGCAGAGAAUUGAGGACCUGGAAGAGAAGCGGCAGACGAUGGCCCAGGAGCUGGAGCUGACCCAGAACCGCCUGCGCAGCCUGCAGCAGUCGCAGGAUGAGGUGGAGCAGCUGAGAUUACGCUUGGAGCGCCAGCAGACCAUCCUACAGGAGAACGUGGGCGACGAGAACCAAGAAGUGGAUAGCUGUGAACAAAACGAGGCGGGUCCUGGUGAUGAUGAUGGUCACCCAGCUCUCCUGACGGAGGUGAACAGCCUGACCGCGGAGAAGCGGCAGCUGGAGGAGCACACACAGCACCAGCUCCACAGCUACCAGGCACGCGUCCAGGACCUGGAGUCCGUGUCCGAGGAGCAGGAGCGGCACCAUGAGGACCAGCUCGAGCUGUACCACCAAGAGGUGGAGGACCUCAAGAUGAAGCUGGACAAGGUCGAGAGGCAGCUCAAGGCCAACAAGCAGUUCAUAGAUGAACAGUCGGCUGAGCGAGAACAAGAGCGUGAAGACUUUCAGAGAGACAUUGACAAACUGCAGCAGCAGUUACGUGACAAGACGAAACAAUUCAACACCGAGGACAGGCUCCAGAUGGAGGUUCAGGAGCUUACGGACCAGCUUCAGAACCGUAUAGACACGCAGACUGAGAUCCUGCAGCGAGCCAAGCAGCUGCAGAAGGAGCUCCAGGACAAGGACCAGGCCGCCGCAGAACUCAACAAGUGGGUCGGGCAGCUGGAGCUGAGCCUGGAGGAGAAGGAGCUCACGGAAACACAGCUCAAACAGAAAAUUGAACGCCUUGAAACUCAGAUUGUCAGUCAGUCGGAGGCUGACUAUUCUUAUCGAUCUCUGUCUCCGUCAGCAGAGUCUGAUCAGUUUGGCAGUCCUAACAUCCUGUCUCCUGUGAGACGAACGCCGGCACAGAGGAUUAUGACACUGGAGGAUGAACUGAAAAAAUACAAGAAAACCGAAGAGGACCUGAUGCUUGAGAAGGAAGCGCUACAGAGGACUGUCCAGGAACAGCUGCUACAGAUCUCGGCACUGAGAAACCAGCUGGAUGACAUGCGACACUACGGCAGUGAUCCCAACAGCACUCACGGCAGUCACGCAGCCGAACUGCGGGAACAGCUUCAGUCAGCCAGAGAUGCCCUGGAGAAGAAGGAACAAGAGGUUUCAGUGAUGGAAGAGGAGUUAGAGCGGUGGAAGAAACAGUUCAGUGACAGGGACACUGAAAUAAAGAAACUAGUAGCCAAGCUGGAAAACGAUGCACAGUCGACAUUGCCUGUCACAGAAGACAUUGAAAAACUAAGAACUCUCGAACAGGAAAAUGAAACACUCAAGCACCAACUAGACAGCUUUCAUGACCACAGCGAUGGCAGCAUCAUCCUGUCUGAGUUUGCCGAGAGCCUCCUGAAGGAGAAAGACAGUGAAAUUGAUGACCUCAAUGAACAUAUUAAUCAGUUGCAGGUCGCUCUUCAGGCCAAGGAGACGAUUGGCGAUGAUGCAGAGGACAUUGAGAAUCUUAAGGCAGAGUUACAUGCUAAAGAAGAGUCGAUCGCUGAACUUCAGUCGACAAUUCAGAAUCUUACAAGUGAACAGUUUUCCGGUGAUGUGUCUCUCACAGAGAUUGACCGGAAACUGCUCAGUGUUUCUCUUACAGGAAAGACAACAUUACAACAGGAGUUGGAGGAAUCCGUUGCACAGUUGAAGAUGCUGGAAGACAAAGACACACAAACUGAAGAGGAAGAUAAGUCGGUAAAGUCGACAUCUCUUCAGGCUGAGAUAGAUGGUCUGAGAACCUCACUGUCUGAGGCGGAGGCCAGUAGGGAAGAACUAACACAGAAGUUACAGGCAGCUGAGGAAGAACGGAAUGAUAUCCAGUCUCAGCUGGCAGAGAAGGAAAGAGAAGCAACUCUCUUGCAGGAAGAUCUAGAUGCUAAACAUUCCACCGCCGAGCAAAUGACAGUUCAGAUUGAUAGUCUACAGGAAGAAAUAACAUCACUGACAAACUUCCAGAAUUCUCUAUGUGAUCAGAAUGAGCUGCAGAAAGACUUUGAUCUUAUUCAGUCGAUGCUGGAAAACAAACAGCGUGAGAUGGACGCUCUGUCGCAGGAACUGACUGACAACCUUCAGCCACCAGAGACUGAGCAGUUGGAAAAGGAACUGAGUGAGCUGAGAAAAUCUUUGGAAGAUAAGGCAAACAUUAUUGAAGAGAAGGAAGAGGAGCUCUAUGUUCUGAAUGAAAAACUUGAAUUACAGGACUCCCUUUCUUCUGAACUUGCCAGUGUGCGACAAACCCUGGAAGAAACGGAACAGAGUCUGAGGCAAGAAAGAGAGCUACGUGAGCAGGUUUCUAAACAGUUUGAAGAAUUACAGGAACAGAACAUCAACAAAACGGACACUGAAAAAGAGGACCAGAAGAUAAAACUGGCCGACACAGAAGACAAACUGAGAGAGAUACAGACAAGGCUCACGGAAACGGAGAGCCAACUCGAGGAGAUGAAGGAAUCGCUCUCGGAGAAGGAAGAAAUCAUCAAGGAGAAAGAAAUCAUGAUUCUGUUGCAGAAAGCAGACGAGGACCAUCAGGAGGAUCUCCAUCAGUUUGAGCAGAAGAGUAUCCGCGAGGAGCUGGAGACACAGAUAUCUCAGCUGGAGUCAAAGAUAUCUCAGCUGGAGCAGAAGCUGCAGGAGAAGGGUCAACUGUUGCAGAGUCUGGAGCAGAAGUAUCAGGAACAGAGUCUUCUCUUGCAGAGUCUGCAGUCAGAAAAAGACACAGACACCACGUUACUGACAUCGGUGGCAGAUUUACAACAGAAGCUCGAGGCCCAAGAAUUGUUGUGUGAUCAGUAUGUCUCAGAACGAACUGAAUUGGAUUCCAGAGUAAAACAGAAUGAGGAGUUUAUUGAUCAGCUGAAACAGGAGAAGGUUGAUGUUGAAGGAAAACUUGAAGCCAAGGAAAAGGAAUUCAGCCAGCUUGAAAGUGUACUGCGGGAAAGUAAAGACCAGCUGCAGCUUGAGACUCAGAGGUUGGAAGCGCAACUUGAGAUGAAAACAUCUCAGGAGUCUGCCAGUGAAAGUGAUUUGCUAGAAAGAGAGAGCAGGAUUGAGACUCUGAGUGCGGAACUGGCAGGUGUGUCUAGACAACUGAAGGAAGCACAAGAAAGACUUGACCAGACAUCAGCGAGGCUUGCAGAACGCGAGGCACAGAUUACACAGCUUCAGGCCGAGUUACUCGUUGCAAGUAACAGUGCUCAGGCUCCAUCUUCCGAUCUUACUUCUGACAUGGUAGAAGCUAAAGCUGUGGAGAAAGAGGAACAGAUAACAAACCUGAAGUCGUCCCUCACAACCACGGAACAGGAGUUGGUGAAGAAAUCUAAGCAGCUACGGCAACUGGAGACCGACUACAGAACGCUGACAGAAGAAGUCGCUGAAGUUAGACAGCACUCCGUGUCGGACCCGAGUCCCCGAGAACUGUCAGACUUCCACCCAGAUAUACGUCUGGCGAGGUCGGAGUCUGAGCCGACGCUGGACAUGUGGAGGAGGAGCAGCUCGGAGUUCAUGUCGCGGGUGAGCCAGAUCGAGGCGCUAACCAUCCAGCAGAAGAUGGAGCUGGCUGAGAAGAACCGGCAGCUGAGCGUCGUCCGAGAGCAGAUGGAGCGCUGGCUGGCGAAGGGACAGCAGGAUCAGGGCGACGUCAGAGCUCUCAUCAUGAAACUGUCCACAGAGUUGAAGAAUAUAUCAGAACCUACUACUGAGCCAGCAGGAGGGGAAAAGGAGAGAUAUAUUCGACAGUCCCAGCGAGAGGUUGAAACUGUCCGGCGCACUCUCCACCUCCAUCAGAACGAAAUCAGCGAACUGAGAACGAGUAACGAGAGUCUGCGACGGGAGUCAUCAGAGCGUGACGUGUCUGCGUCGAGGAGCGAGCAGCAGAUCCUGCACCUCAAGAGCAAACUGCGGAAAGCCAAGUCGACGCUGGCUGAGAUGCACAACCAGAGCGCGAACAACAACUACCCGCUGCCUGAUGGCACCUCGAGUGGAGACCACACCACCAUCGAUUCGUUUGUCGACGUCAACAGUCUCAAGCAGGAGCUCAUAGACUGCAGGAACGAGAUACAGAUACUGAGGGACACAGCGCCAAUGUCAACUCAAGAAUUAGUGAAGAAAAUCCAAGACCUUCGUAGCGAGCUGGCGGCGGAACACAAGGAGCAUAUACGCGACAUCCAGCACCAACACGCGGAGGCCGUGGAGGCGCAGCUGACCACACUGCAGCUGAAGCAUGACGCCGAGCUGCAGCAGCUACGGCAGCAGCAUGAGCUGAGGGUGGAGCAGGCGCUGGCCACGCUGAGACAGGAGGUGGAGAAGGAGCACAAGAGUGAGAUGAACCGCCUGCUCAUUGAACACCAGCACCAGGUCGACAUGCUCAGAAACGAUCUCGUCGUGCAUGAUGAUGCCUCUGUUGUUGAACGUUGUGACCGACUGCGCAACGAGGUUUCGUCCACGGAACAGUUUGACGGACGGCUUCAGAAUCGCCUGUCUGGAUCGGGUCUGGUUGUGGUUGGUCAUGAUUCUGACAUCAGUUUAACCGAGUCGAGCAGCACCGAGUUCCUAGCGGAGGAUAACAUCUCAACCAAGCUGCAGGCUAUAAUGACGAAGGUUCACAAGCAUGGUCUCAACAUCCUGUCGUUGUCGGAGAUGCAGUAUCUUCGGCGUCACAUGUCUUCUGAACAGAUCGGUGCCAACAUCGACGUACAGGCACUGACAGAAUCGUGGGAACGUGAGCGGCAGACAUUCGUAUCCACCAUUAACACACUCAAAGAACUGCUGUCCAAAGUCAAGAGCAGUGACCGGUCGGUUGAUGCGACUGAAGACUGGAGAAGUGAUCUGUUGACGACUCUCUGCAAUCUGUUUACCAAAGAACGUGAAAUGUUACUGGCCGAGCUUCACACCUACAUUGCAUCACAUCCCGAGGCUGACAAAAACACCAUUAUCGGCAAACUGGAGCGGCGCAUUCAAGAUCAGGAGUCAUUGCACAGGUCGGCCAUUGAUCAGGUUUUCCACGCUGAUCGCCAGUCUCUGCUGUCGGAAAUCGAAGAGCUCCGAUCUGCGCUAAGUAAGACUAGAAUAGAGAAACACGACCAGCAACAGAAACUGAGUGAGCAGUACUCUUCACGGGAAGAAGACAGUUUGAAAAAGGAGAGACAACUCCAGAGACAAAUCCAAGUACUGGAGUUCAAAAUUCAGCAGGAAAAGGUGAUUGAAGAUGACCUUCGAAACAGUCUUGAAAUGGAGAACCGCAGAGUAAUGGAACUUACUAACCAGUUGUCUAAGGACAAGAGUCAGCUCCUGGAUACCCAGUCAGAAAUAUCCUCUCUUCAGAUCCAGCUUUCCAAGGCUCAUGACGCCCUUGAGAGGGAACAGAGCAGAUUUACAUCCGUCACGGAUGCAUUGGAAGAUUCUCGUGAGAAGAACGAACAUCUGCUUGAACUUGUUGAUGCGGAGAAACGUAAAGUCAUCCUCCUGGAGUCUCAAGUUGCUGACCUGAAGUCUCACAACAAAGACUACCUGGAUAAAGAAAGCAGAUUUGUUGAGCAACUCCGUAAUGAGCUGACAAAAGAACAGGAGCGUCGCAUCGACUCGGUUCGACAUGCCGAGCUUGAGAAGUCUGCGAAGACGUCAGCUCAACAGGAGCUGGAGAUGGAGAGACGGCGAGUGCGGUCCAUUCAGAACGACUACGAUGUGCUGCUGGCCCAGCUGAAGUCUUCGCUCGAAUCAGAGAGACUGAAAUGUGAUGAACUCAGUGGAAACUUGGAACGAGAGCGGCAGCAGACUUCUCAGCUGCAGUCCCUGCUGGAUGUGGAGAGAUCGGCCCGUCAGCAGAUGAGUCACCAGGAUCAGACGUCGCUGGACAGCUACCUGUCUGAGCUGCAGGAGCAGAAGACACUGGUUGAGGACCUGCGGCGUGCUCUGGCGCGGGAGAAGCAGAACUCGACCAGUCUGAGCGACAUGCUGGACUUGGAGCGAGCCAGCGCCCAGCACGACAUAGAGGAGGAGAGGAACGUCGCCCGCAGGAUCAAGAGAGACCUGGAUACGUUACAGAUGGAGAAGCUUGAAAUCAAGAGACACCUUGACCUUGAACGAGAGAGGUCGCGAGCGGUUCAGUUGCAAGUUGAAGACCUGCAGGCUGAUCUCAAGGCGAUGAAGCAGCAUGAGAACGAGAUCAAGAAACAGACCACCUCCGAACUAAAGCAUGAGAAACGCAAACAGCGCGAAUUGGAACGGGAAAAAGACGAGAUCAACAUCCAGCUGCGUGAGCAGGAGCUGGAGUCUCAGCGUCUGAAGGAACAGCUGAGAGAUGUGGAGAUGGAGGUCGACCGAUCACGUGACCGGGAGCAGCAGUCGCGCAUCGAGUGGGAACGGAUGAGACAUGAAUUUGAAAGAAACCGUCUCCCGAAGUCACCCGGAACUCCAGUAGCAACUGAAGCGCUGCCGUCUAGCUCUGUUGAUUCCGUGAGAUCUCCGUCAGUCAGCAUGGAGAUGCUGAAGAGUUUGCAGCAGCGACUGGAGUACAUCGCCAUCCGAAUACAGGAUGAGGUGCAGGCGUCUCCACAGCUGCAGCAGGACCUGACAAGCAUCCUGUCGCAGAUCACCAACCUGCAUCACAGUCACACAGACCAGGUUGAUGGAUCUUCAGUGGGAGACUCGAUGGUGGAACACACCCUGCAGCACAAUGAUCACCUGACAACGUUCCUGUCCCAGGUGUGUAAGGAGAAGGAGGAGCUGCGCGUCCACCUCAACCAGCUGGAGGACGAACUCGUACACUACCGCAGGAACGAGAGACAUCAACAGAUUAACCAGGAGAACGGUGGUCUGGCCGAGGACCGGUACAUGCACGAGCGUGUGAUGUGGGCCAACGAGCGACUGUCUCUCCAGAUGAACCUUGACACGGCCGAGCGCGAGACAGAGCGCCUCCAGGGAGAACUGCGCAUGUUACGUAAUGAGCAGAACGCAGUUCACAUUGUCGACACUGAUCGGGAAAAGAUGCAGCGUCUGUACGGCCGGCUGUUGAGGUCUGAGAGUUUCCGCAAGGCUCUCGUCUACCAGAAGCGCUACCUGUUGUUACUGCUGGGCGGCUACCAGGACUGUGAGCAGGAGACGCUCAUGUUGAUCGCUCAGAUCGGCGGCUAUCCCUCUGACGUGGACAUCCAGCGGCGCCGGCGCCAUCCACGCAUGUACAUGAUCUUCAGAAGCGCGGCCCGCGUCGUGGUCGCAAUCUGGAGGAUGAAGUACAUGGUGAGAAAAUGGCGGCGUGCAACCCGAGUUGGCUCUCCGGUAGUGGCAGGAAGAAUAAACCAGCAGUUUGGCUAUGUUGGUACGAACAACUCCUUUUCGCCACCUCGACCGUCCUCGUCUCUGCCUCUGGCCUCGACUCAUGCCACUGCUGUUGAAGCUCAUUUUGCAAACCGUGCCAAUGUGUCGCCUUCCAGAGUGUCACAGCCGACAGCGUCGUUACAGAAUGGUGACAUGCAGCGGCCUGCAUUGACAACGGCUCAAGUGUGUAGCAGACGGCGGCUCUUCUCAACACCUCCAACGAAAGAUCCUUCCUUAAGAUCAGGCAGUUCGGUGCCAGCUUCCUCUAGUGCUAGAAGACAACUUCUUCGAGACCUCGAACAUCCAUCUUCCAAUGACCAAGACCUUCCCCAGCCCCAGGAAGAGUCUGCUAACGAUGAGUUUAUUCAGAGGUUGGAAAACCUCGAGACGAGGUUAGGCAGGUUUGUGCCAAGUGCCAGAUCAGGACAGAAACUCAGUAGAGACUCUUCGUGGAGGUAGUACAGACAAAACGUUACUUCUGUGGACUGCCAUUUGUACCAGCUGACUCUUAAUCUACAUGGCAUAACAUGGAAUGGAUUGAAUACUGGAAUGAACUUGAUACCUGAUCUAUUUGGCAGAAGGAUUUAAGUGAUACAUGAAUUAAAUGUGGAGAAUUUAACUUAUUCUUAUUCUUGAUGAACAUGGCAAAAAUGUGACAUCUUUGAUCAGUGUGGCAGUGGAUUUAACCUGAUAUUUGAGGUAGCUUGCAGACGUUUUUCAGCUAAUUACCAUUUUAUUUUGCUUUCAAGCUUUAUUUAAUAGUUCUGCCUCAAGAAGGAUUAUGUCCUGUCCUGAAUGUAGCCAUCAGUAGAAUCAUCCAAAAGAAGACUGUUUUUUCCAGACUGUUUUUUCUCAAGGAUCAGACGUUAGUCACUUGCAUCCAUAGAACCAGUCUAAACUGGCACAACAUUCGGCCUUGUCAACAUGUACAUUCAGUAUUGAAUGUGGCCAUCAAUGAAAUCGUCCAGCUUUUGUAGCAAGUUCUCCUUGGACUAUGUACACAAUGGCACUGUUUUGGUAUCCACUAAUGGAUCAACAUUUUGGUCAUGGGCAUCAAUAGAAUCAUCCAUAUUAUCUAGACUUCAAAGCAUCUAUAAUGUAGACUGUGUACCUAAUAAGAGGGUUUUGGUAUCGAUGAUACACUGUUGCCUAUGGCAACCACAGAGGUAACUCACCAUACAAGUUCAGAGGUUCAAGCCAGCUGUGAUUGUUGUACAGUUAAUUUAUUUUUUCAAAGAAUCAUUAAACAAUGCAAAGGAGGUGCAAGCAGAACUACAUUCAAAUUCAGUCAUUCACAAAAUGAAAAUAGAAAAUGUAUUAUGUGUCUAGUGUUUUGCUUGUUAGUGAAAUAAAUAUAUGAAGCAAAUCAAAGCGAUUUUACUCUAUAUGCAAUAAUAUUGUCCCUAAUGUUACCAAGCAUUUUUUGAGUAUUCAUCUGUUAAAGAUAUUAUUGUGUAAUAAAUUUAUAUGUGUGAUAAAGAUGUAGUACUAUUUGACUUGUGUUAAGGUCCAAUUGAUCUCUUUGAACUAAUGGUGUAAACGUCAAUUGCACAUAAUUUCAGGGUUGAAUUAUAGGUUUACCUUCUAGCUAAUAAGUUAAUUGACCAACAUAAUUACAAGGCUUAAUUAAUGUCUAUCUUCUCGCUAAUCGUUAAAAAUAAGAAAAAGAGCCGUGUUCAGUGUCCAACUUCUGACUUGCACAUCUCCAAGAAAUCAAUGAAUAUAACCUUUAUAACUUAAAAAUUGGUUCUUUGAUUUAUAGUUAUAAAACGAGCAGAAUAAAGUAGUAUUAGAUGGGUGAAUAUGUAGGUUCCUUCUACAGUGGGUUACGUAUUUGUUUGGGUACCCUGGGUUUAUUAGUGCCCUUUGCAUUAGCUGUAUACUUACUUUUGUUGUACACAAAAAAUAAUGUAUAUGACAUAAAUUGUUACCUACAAAUAAUUUUGUUUCUUUCAAUUCUCAUUGGGGUAUUUAUUGUGAUCUCUUUGUGUUGUAAUAAAGUAUUAAUUACUGUGCAUCCAUAUAACUGAAUACAUUGAAUAAAUUGACGAUUAAUGACCCAUAGUAUAAAAUACUCUAUUUACAGGGUAUAUACUGAUUAUUUCCUGCAUGGUGUCUUUGUGUAGUGAGUGGUAAAAUGGAAAACAACCAACUAAAUGGACCUUUUUGACUGUUCUGAAAAUAUAUAUUUUUUGUUUCAUCAAAUGCCGUUGGUUAUUUUUUUGGCACUCGCUCUAUUGGUAAAGCAGAAUGGAUUAGUUUUUGUCUUGUAUUUAAAUUAUGUUCUAGCAUAGGAUUGUUAGAGGAGCCACUAGCCUGAAUAUGUUUUAGAGUUAUGCACCAUUUUAUCUUUAAUAGUUUCAUUUUUAAUCAAUACCUUUUCAAGAAGAAGGUUAAUUUAUUUCUGUUUUGGUAUUGGGGGCGUUUUAUGAUCAAUUGUAUCGAGGGAUAACUCAGAGCUUCCUUUGUUUCAAUAGAUUUGUAGUUAUUCCCCUUGACAUGAUGGAUAUGCUGUAAAUUUGUGUUAUUUUAUUUUGCAGAUAUAUGCUAGCUCUUAUUAUUCACAGGCUCAUAUCAUUCAAUGGAUAGGCUCGGGAUCAUAAUCCACAGAAUUUGCUUGAGGAAUAUUUUCUUUAUAAUGAACUCUAUAUCAUGCUAUUUUGCUAUUUUGCAAUCUAUGUUCAAUAUAUUUGUUGUUAUACCGGUAAUCUUUAGUUUUAAAAACAAAUCUUAUUAUAAAGUACAUGUACAUCCGUGGAUAUUUGUCAUUGGUUACGAUAUAUGCUUAUUACAUAAUAUAUGAAAAUUAUUUAUUGAAUACUUUUUUAUGAGUAAAAAAUGUAAUUGAAUAUAUCAAGUAAUUUAACAAGUUUCUGUAUUUCAUCCAUAGUUGUUUAUGAUUCUUCACCAUUUUGCCUAGAAUGAUUCACAUCUUUCUUUUGUUUUUUCUUGGCUUUCAAAUAAUCCAUCUUACCUCACUGUGAUACAUAUACAUCAUGUAAACUAAUGUAACCCUUCUGGACCAAUAUAUAUUUUGCUAUUAUGUCAGGUAAUAUUUAUUCAAAUAGUUAAAUGAACUGAAUAAAAUAUUAUUUUGAUCUAAA
Gigantopelta aegis is the source of this 23494-nucleotide messenger RNA. Its product is annotated as A-kinase anchor protein 9-like. Gene Ontology annotation, cellular component: cytoplasm. NCBI's taxonomy places the organism in Eukaryota, Metazoa, Mollusca, Gastropoda, Neomphalida, Peltospiridae. Gene Ontology annotation, molecular function: molecular adaptor activity; glycine-tRNA ligase activity; ATP binding. Bases 69 to 20849 code for a protein of 6926 amino acids. The transcript has 60 exons. Gene Ontology annotation, biological process: signal transduction; glycyl-tRNA aminoacylation. The record is from RefSeq and is a predicted model, not a curated record.